ACAUUGGGGGUCUGGGCGUUAUGUUGUUUUAAGGACUUAGGGAUAUUUAUAUUGAUGACUAGGUUUCAACUGUUUGGUUGGGUUUGGGGGUCGUUGUUUUUAUGGGGGUGGGGCGUGACUUUACGUUUUUCGUGGAAAUGUUGUUUAGCAGGGGGCUAGUUUCGCGUUUCUAUGGAAUUAGAAUCUAAUUAAGUUUGUGGACAACGUGUAUUGUGACGUAACAAAGUUGAACUUCGCGUCACCAUUGUUAUGAAAUGAUUUCGAAGAAUCGAAAUUCUAAAUUGCAUUUAAUUGUUUAAAAACAAACUUUCCCAAAAAUUAUUGCGAAAACAAUGACUUAUUCUUAAACGUCAGGUCACGUUAUGAAAAAAAUCGAGAUUUAGCGAAAAAUGUCAUUUUAUUGUGACGCUACAGCAGAAGCUACGCACGCGACGUCGUCCACGGAUCACGUGCACCAAACCCACUGUGACGUAAUAAACCACGUUGUGGGGAGACAAUGGUUUUGCAGCAAUUGUAAUGUCACGUUGAUGUAAUAAACGGACCGCGGUAGACACGAUUUACGAAAAUUUUCGAACUUUCAAUUUAAGUGGGUCGCUGUAAUAGCGGGGUUGUAAUAAUGGGGAAUAUGACGUCAUCGCUUCAUAAAAACACAGUAAUGCCGAAAAAUAAACCGUGGGAAAGUUGACCAAGUAUUUAUAGAAUCCGGAAACACUGGUGUUAAGCGCCGAGGUUUAAAUUUAACCGGGAAGGGAGAGGUGGGCACUUGACCCCCGAAGGUCAAACAAUAUUUCCGGUUCAAAUCUUUCGGAAAUUUUCGUGAAACUUCGCGGAAUAAAUAGAAACAAUAUGUCAGUCGUCUGUAACAACGCAAAUGUUGCCGGCAAUUCGUUUCCGGUAUAUCGCGAGCGGAUUCUCCCUACUAUGACGUAACAAACCACACACAAUAGAAUGGAAUGUUAAGCAAUGUAAUAUUUUUAUGUGACGUAACAAUCAACUAGCAACGUAACAAUCAACGCCGACGCUGAACAAACAGAUAUAAAUUCAGGGCGGUUCCAUGUGCUACGCAUGACAUGAGAAUUAAUUCCUAGAUUUACUAAAAAUUGAGCCAAGUGUUAUCAGUAACACUUGGAGUAUUCAAACAAAAUCCCACCUAGUCUAACAACACCAACGAUAUAUUUCGCCAAUAACCAUCAUCAUCAGACCCCUAUCCAACUAAUGGUGUGCCAAAGAUUUCAGUUUCGCUAUUUAUAAUUUUACUAUUAACCAGUAUUACAGUCUCCUAUUCAAAUAGACUUAAAAUACUGGAAUUACUUUUUCAGUUUCCUUCUAUUUAUAAAUAGAAUAAGUGACUGAAUGGAAACUUUAUUGAAAUGGGUUCAAAUUGAAUUAAUACGUAAUAUAAAUAGAACGAAAUUGAAAAUAUAAUGUCAGUAUUUUAGUUCUAUGAGAGUGGUGAUGCUAGUUAUUGCCGAAAUUUAUAAAUAGAACGAAACUGAAAUCUUUGGUACACCAUUUAAUUUGUUGUAUACUUUGUAACACUUGUUGUAUUUUGUUAUGAUGCCAAGAGAAUCGUUCAACAAUAUGAGUGCUAGAUUAGGGCCAGUUUACCAAACAUAUAGUAACCACCAUAAAAGUUUCCAAAACGUUAAAAAUGCGAGCUACGAAAUAUUACCCAGUCUCUUUGUCCCCACCUAGCGACCAUGGUUACGUUACUGUUUACACAAGCUUCAUCUGCGGUCAUCUGGCAAUUCAACAAAAAAGGCGGCGUGACUAUUUAAGCUGCAGGCGUAGCUGUGGAACUCAUAAGCGACGACAAGUUAAGGCGAAGUUAGAGUUUAAAAACGAAAAAAAUGCAGAAAAUUAUUUUAUUCUUUCUGGUUUCGAUACUCGUUGUUUGUGAGGCGGGCAAAUGUAGUAUCGGGCAACGAGAAGCGAGGAAGCGACAAACAUCAAGAAUGUCCAACUUACAACAAACACACGUUGUUGUGGAUGCGAAAUAUAUCGGUAGAUUCGACGACGGUUUCAGGUUCGUUGUUCAGCAAACAUGGUCGAAACAUAACGGAGGUUUGCACGUCAUGGAUGAGUUCACCGGCCAAUCAAACGACAAGAAGAUAAACACGUGUUUCGAGGAGUUACGCAUGGGCGACGCUUACAUUUUGAUGCUCGAGCCAGUCUCGGGUGGGGGAAUUCCCCUGUAUGACAUCAUUGAACCGGCUGUUGCGUCACGAAAGCAGAAACAUAGACAUCGUAUAUACGAAAGCUUGUGUGAAGAAGUCGACGGGGUCUGCCGCAUGCGAAUUAAUAUGCCGGCCAGAGGUAUUUUCUACAGAAACUCGAUGAUGAUUCUACAAUGUGCCGUUGAAUCGGUGUCGGAAGUGACGUCAGUCACGUGGUACAAGGACGGAAGUGAGGUCAAUACCCCGAUCUACAGAAAGGCUGGGUUGUUUGUGCAGGAAAACUCAUUAUACGACAGCAUCGUAGUGAUCACCACAGCAAGUCAAGUCCAUAACGGCAGAUACGAGUGCGUGGCUGAGAACGCAGCCGGCCAAAGUGCUACAGGCACCACUGCUGUGGUUGUAUUGGGGCCGAACCUGGAGUCGCAUUUCACCACGUGUCCUGAACCUGGGCAUUGCAUGAAUGGCGGGACGUGUCGCGUGUUUAUUGGUGACGUCACAGAGCCCCUUUGUGAGUGCCCGGGUGGGUAUUUAGGUGAGAGAUGCGAGGUCACCGAUGAAGACUUCACCAUCGGGGGGCCAAUGGGGGUGGGAUCGGCUAAAGAUAUGAAAGAACAAUUGUCCAAGAUGACGAUAACUGUCAUUGUGAUGUCAGCAUCGCUUGUUUGUGUCGUCAUAUUCGCUACUGUCUACGUCACAUACAUGCGAAGAAAGCUUGCCCCGCAGAAAGUUUUGUGGAAAAGUGCGGAGUUGAAAAGUGAGGCAACGGAACUGAACGCAGCGAAACGAAGCGAAUCGAUGAAGUCUAACAACGACAUUGAAAGCGGUGGGCGGCCAAAGUUGCAACGGUCGUUCGGCCAAAUAGACAGAAGAUCAAACAUAACAGACUCUCGCCCUGCUAGUACACUAAGUUUUUCAACGCGUCCCCGUUUAUCUGGUAGUUCUUGAAUUCUUCAAGUUACUUCAAUAUAUUUGCACUAUUCCUUUAUUAUUACAUCAUAAUACACCACUGUUACGCCACUGCCCAUUCAUAAAAACAUUACUAUUUAUUAUCUUUUGCAUUUAUCGCUGUUUACCGACAAAUAUAUAUGAAAACAAAA
Molecule: messenger RNA, 3274 nt
Organism: Ciona intestinalis (vase tunicate)
Lineage: Eukaryota; Metazoa; Chordata; Ascidiacea; Phlebobranchia; Cionidae
Biological process (GO): epidermal growth factor receptor signaling pathway
Molecular function (GO): epidermal growth factor receptor binding; receptor ligand activity
Source: RefSeq, a predicted model, not a curated record